This is a messenger RNA of Mytilus californianus (California mussel), 1404 nucleotides long. RefSeq names its product queuine tRNA-ribosyltransferase accessory subunit 2-like. Gene Ontology annotation, molecular function: tRNA-guanosine(34) queuine transglycosylase activity. Bases 173 to 1372 code for a protein of 399 amino acids. The transcript is spliced from 12 exons. NCBI's taxonomy places the organism in Eukaryota, Metazoa, Mollusca, Bivalvia, Mytilida, Mytilidae. The record is from RefSeq and is a predicted model, not a curated record.
CUAAAUACCACAAAACUUGUAAAAUCACAGUACAGGGAGUACAUGUAAAAAUAAAGAGAGGCAAACCGUAUGAAGUAACUGAAUAGCGAGUAAUUAUGUUCCAUACCAAGAAUUUACAUCAUUUCUUAGAAAAUAUUAUCAUCUGAUUUGAAUUACACAGCUGUAAGAAAAUAUGAAGUUUUCUGUGCAGAAUGUGAAGAACGGUUGUCGUUUAGGGCUUAUCACGGACCUAGGAAAGAAUGGAAGCAAAAGUAUAGAAACUCCUAUGUGUAUGUUAUAUACCAGAGGAGGCAAUGCUUCUCAUUUGACGUUAGAUGUCUUAAAGAAGAUACAGAGAGUUCCUCCAAUUGCUCACAUGUAUUUAAGUUCUCUGGCAGAACAUAAUGAAGCUGUGACACAGUUUAAGGAAGGAAUUGCAAAUUUCUGUGGCAUGCAGGAUUAUGCAGUUUACUGUUCCUUACAUGACCCAGCUACAGAGGUACCUUCGGGAUACAAUGAAAAAUCAGGAACAGCGAUCUGGACAAAGGGAGGGAAGUAUAAGUUAGAUGUCAACCACUUUAUGCAAAUCCAGGAAGCCUUUCAACAUGAUAUCUGUGAAGCAUUGUAUGACGGGGAUACAAAUAAAGAUUCUACACGCAAACGAUUACUGAAAGCAAUAGAUAGAACUUUGAACUUUCUUGAUGAAAUUCAGGAUAAAUGGAAAAAUUCUAAGAAGUUACAGAAUACAGCACUGUUUGGAGUUAUAGAAGGAGGAUAUAGUGUACAAGAAAGACAGAAGUCUGCACAUGAAACUGUUACUAGAAAUGUCGAUGGCUAUGUAUUAGCAGGAUUUCAUAACAAUGGACCAAAAACAGAAAUCUUUGACUUAAACCAAGUAACAGAAAUUUGUCAGAAGACAAUGGAAUGUUUACCAGAGAACAAACCAAGACUAAUGCAGAAUGUUUGGAGACCAGAUAAAGUAAUGGAAGGUAUAGCAUUGGGGAUUGAUAUGUUUGAUAGUUCAUAUCCUUACAUUGUUACUGAGAGAGGAUGUGGUUUAGUGUUUAGAUUCAAUAUAUGUGCGAGUCAUGAAGAACAAAAAGGCAAUGGAGACCAUCUUCUUGGAUUUCAAAUUAAUCUUGCUGACAAAAAGUACGUAGAUGACUUUGGACCGUUGUUAGAAGGUUGUACAUGUUAUGCCUGUCAGAACUUUACAAGAUCUUAUAUCAACCAUUUACUGAACACAUCAGAACUAUUAUCAUCUGUUUUACUUAUGAUCCACAACUUUCAUCAUUAUUUUGAAUUCUUCCAUCAGAUCAGACAAUCUCUACAGGAUAACAGCUUUGAUAAACUAAACAGUCUCAUAAAAAAACAGAAGCCAUUAGACAGCUGACAUGCCAUUUAAUAAAUAAAUAAAAAAAAUUA